AUGUGCUCCGACCUCUUUGCCACCGAAACUCGGGCGUAUGUUGUUUUGCAGUCGCUUCAGGGGAAGCAGAUUCCAAAGCUGUACUCCACUGUGACCUUACCACUCGACACUGGCUCUCAGGUCGUUUCAAGCAAGGCAGGCGCAGAGAACUUUUUGACCAUCAGUGGCAUCCUCAUCGAAUACAUCAGCGGCCCGACGAGCUCGGACAUGGCAGAGGUCAUUCCACGGGAGAGCUGGCAGGUCCUCAUCGACCAGGCGGUUCAAAUCGUGCGCAGUUAUUCGCGCCUGGGCAUAUUGAACAAAGAUUCUGAGGCAGAUUGGGGGAGGGCGAAAUCGGGCGAAGACGAAGAGGGUGCUAUUGGAGCGGUUAUGACGACGAGACUGGCGAAACUGGACUUCCAACUGGAAUACACGCCUUCGUAUGAGUGGAUCCAGUAUGCGGCGCGGGAAUGA
Zasmidium cellare ATCC 36951 is the source of this 453-nucleotide messenger RNA. RefSeq lists its product as uncharacterized. Lineage: Eukaryota; Fungi; Ascomycota; Dothideomycetes; Mycosphaerellales; Mycosphaerellaceae. The record is from RefSeq and is a predicted model, not a curated record. The transcript is spliced from 2 exons. Bases 1 to 453 code for a protein of 150 amino acids.